AUGAAAUCCUAUGGCCCAGUAAAUCUCUCACUUGCUUUUGAAGUCAUAGACCACCACUUGCCCCACUUUAAUGAAAAAAUUAUGACAUCAGCAUCCAAAGGAAUUCUCCGUCCAUUUUUAAUUGUCUGCAUUAUCCUGGGUUGUUUCAUGGCAUGUCUGCUCAUUUACAUCAAGCCCACCAACAGCUGGAUCUUCAGUCCAAUGGAGUCAGCCAGCUCAGUGCUGAAAAUGAAAAACUUCUUCUCCACCAAAACUGAUUAUUUUAAUGAAACUACUAUCCUGAUUUGGGUGUGGCCAUUUGGGCAGACCUUUGACCUUACAUCUUGCCAAACAAUGUUCAACAUCCAAGGAUGCCAUCUUACCACAGACCGUUCCCUAUACAACAAAUCUCAUGCAGUUCUGAUCCAUCACCGAGACAUCAGUUGGGAUCUGACUAACUUGCCUCAGCAGGCUAGGCCACCCUUCCAGAAAUGGAUUUGGAUGAAUUUGGAAUCACCAACCCACACGCCCCAGAAGAGUGGCAUUGAGCACCUGUUCAACUUGACUCUGACUUACCGCCGUGACUCAGAUAUCCAAGUGCCUUAUGGCUUCUUGACGGUGAGCACAAACCCCUUCGUGUUUGAAGUGCCAAGCAAAGAGAAGUUAGUGUGCUGGGUUGUAAGUAACUGGAAUCCUGAGCAUGCGAGGGUCAAGUAUUACAAUGAGCUGAGCAAAAGCAUUGAAAUCCAUACAUACGGGCAAGCAUUUGGAGAGUAUGUGAAUGAUAAAAAUUUGAUUCCUACCAUAUCUACUUGCAAAUUUUAUCUGUCUUUUGAAAACUCAAUCCACAAAGAUUACAUCACAGAAAAGCUCUACAAUGCUUUUCUAGCCGGCUCUGUCCCUGUUGUUUUGGGGCCGUCUAGGGAAAAUUAUGAGAAUUAUAUUCCAGCAGAUUCAUUCAUUCAUGUGGAAGAUUAUAACUCUCCCAGUGAGCUCGCAAAAUAUCUGAAAGAAGUUGACAAAAACAAUAAGUUAUACCUUAGUUACUUUAACUGGAGGAAGGAUUUCACAGUAAACCUUCCACGAUUUUGGGAAUCACAUGCAUGCUUGGCUUGUGAUCAUGUGAAAAGGCAUCAAGAAUAUAAAUCUGUGGGUAAUUUAGAGAAAUGGUUUUGGAAUUAA
Messenger RNA from Panthera uncia (snow leopard), 1161 nucleotides. It is a transcript of the gene FUT9, whose product is annotated as fucosyltransferase 9. Gene Ontology annotation, molecular function: alpha-(1->3)-fucosyltransferase activity. The transcript is spliced from 2 exons. Gene Ontology annotation, cellular component: membrane. The record is from RefSeq and is a predicted model, not a curated record. Bases 1 to 1161 code for a protein of 386 amino acids. NCBI's taxonomy places the organism in Eukaryota, Metazoa, Chordata, Mammalia, Carnivora, Felidae.